AUGCCGAGGCAUCCCCCCCAAAACCACGGGGAGACCAGCAGCCAUGUCUUUGCCCCAGGUCUGCUUCAAGGAGACACAGUCGCAGCAGACCUCCCCAAGAAUACAGAGGGGCCCCCUGGCACGUGUGGGGCCCCACAACAGGGGCCCUCCGGCUCCCCAGGGCCGGUGGGGCAGCAGCAUCAUAGGGCAGAUCACAACUCGACAGGGGUAAGGAGGCUGACUCCGUCUACACAGAUAACCCCCCCUGCACUGGAAGGGGGGCCCCCAGGGGGCCCCCCCCCAGUGUCUCCUCUCGGCAGGGGGGGCCCUAGCGGCCUCCAGAUAACGGAGGGCCUCCCCAAAGAUGUUGAAUGUCUCCCUAGGCAGCAAGAAGGCAUUCCUAAACCCUUCAGCACGAUGGCUGUGAGCGCCACAAAACAACCCCCUGGGCAGCCGCCGUCGGUGCAGCAGCAGGCAGGGGGCCCCCGGGGGCCUUCUUCCCGCUGCUCUCAUUUUAUGACUGCUGCCACCCCUAACACGAGACCCUGGGGCCCCUUAGGCCGCAGACACGGCCACAGCGUAGCACGCUCAACUCGCAUAGGCAGGGGAGGCCCCGAUGGUCCCCCAGGAGGUACCCCAAGAACCCCAAACACUGCACGGGAAGCAGGAACAGCAGCAGCAACAGCAGCAGUUGUAAGAAGAGCACCUUCCCAGGGCCUCGUUAAAUGCCUCAACUCGCAGCGCGGCUGUAGGGGCCCCACAAGGAGGCCCCUAGAAAGCAACCGUAGGGUCCGUUUCUGGUGGCCGCAAGGCCCAAGCGUCGGGGGUCCCCAAGACUUGAGGGGCCCCUAUUCCGCUCACGCAGCAGCAACAACAGCAGCAGCAGCCGCAGCAGCACAAACAGCAGUAGACCCCACCUCUCCAUCAGCUAACAACAUGGAGAGGGCGCAGCGCCCAGCAAGUAUUCCUCUUCCGGCUGCAGCGCUUGCAGGUCCUCCUGUUGCCAGCAACAGCAACAGGAAUAGCAGCAGCAGCAGAGGGGAGCAGACAUCAGAAGCUCUGCCUCCUCCCCCACCGCAAAGGGGACCUGUUAUUGCCAGGAGGGCAUGCAGCACAUGCAUUAAACUGGUCCAAGGGAAUUGCUAUCGUCCAGCAGCAGCAACAACAACAGAAGCAGCAGCAACAGGAACAGCAGCAACAGCAGCGACUACAAUGGUCGCGCAGGCAGCAGCAGGAGCAGCAGCUGCAGCACAAACAGCAGGGCCUCCUCCCUGUUCAAGUGGAGAGGGCCCGGAAGGUACAUUACAGCGCAUGCAGGCGCAUGCAUCAGCACAAAGAGGAGGCAGCAAAGGAGGAGGUGUACAUACAUCCCAAGCUCUCCUGUCUCCUUCUACUCCCCACACACUUGGUGCUGUUAAGGGGGCCAUCUUUUGUCCCCAUGAGGGCCCCCUAACAAAGGGGGGACAGCCACCUACGCGAGAGGUUGCUGCAGCAGCAACAGCAGCAGCACCAGCACCUCUUGCAGCAGAGGGGGUCUCCGUUGCGGCCACCCGUGCUGCUGCAGUGGCGAAGGCUGCUGCUGCUGUUGCUGCUGCAGCACAGGCAGAGGUUGAGGCUGCUGCUGCUGUUGCAGCAUGGGGAGACAGUAGAAAAUGUAUCUCCAACUGCAGCACGCUUACAACAAACGAGCAGCGACGGGAGCAGCUAGUAUUGAUCUUGCGGCUUCUGCUGCUGCUGCCACCGGAGCUGCAGCACGCCAUUCAAGCCCGUCUCUUUAUGCUGCAGCAGAUGCAACAGCAGCAACACAGAUGGGCCUUCAGCUGCUCAGAUCCCUGGCCUAAGAGGGCAGCAACAACAGCAGAUCUACCUGUCACCCUCAUGGCCUCGGGGGUUGUUGGAACCCCUUGGAAGCAGCAGCAGCAGCAGCCGUUGCAUGCAGCAUCAGCUGCUGGUGCUACUGCUGCUCCUUGUCCCUCACCGUCAGGACCCCACACCUUGAAGGGCAGAGAUGUGCGGCAAGCCAGCAGCAGCAGCAGCAGCAAAUCCGUCGGUGCGGCAGCAAGGUUCACCCCAAGCUGUGCACAGCAGCAAGACCACAACAAGAUGCAGCAAGAGAAUAGCCCGCAGCAGCAGCAGCAGCAGCAACAGCAGCAAAUGCUGCGGCAGCACAAUGCAGCAAACUCUACAGUCAAUGGUCUCUUUAUGUCCGCCACCUUACAGGCUUCCGCAGUGCUACAACUUACACCUGGGAGACACGGAGGCGAGCGUGCAGCAGCCCCCUCAGCAGCAGCAGCAGCAGCAGCAGGGAGCACAGCAAUGGUGCGCUCCUCAAUUAGCGGGAUGGCAUCCAGCUGCAGAUGCCGCGGCAGCGCUGCAGCAGGGCUUUCUCGUUACCCUGUGUCCUUUCCUGCUCACGGCAGAGGCACACUGCAGCAGCAGCAACAGCAGCAGCAGCAGCAGGAGGUUCCUGCUGCCGGGGACGGUGGUGCAGGAGCACCUUGCUGCAGCAACAGCGGCAGCUGCUCAGGAGCAGUGCAGUCUUCAUGUCGGUGUCUUCAUCGUGUCCCCUCUAGUCAAGCUGGGGAGGCACUUUUAAUGUUAGGGGGGUGUUCGCGCUCUUCGGUCUCCUCUUGGGGAGGAGCGUGCAGAUGCUGCAGUGCAGCAACAGCAGCUGGUGCUAGCAGCAGCAGCAGCACAAACAGCAGCAGCUGUCGUGGAGAGCGCGGAGGAAUGCCAAACAGCAUGCAAGUGCAGCAACACCACCAUCAGAAUGCAGCAACGGCUGCAGCAGCAGCAACCGCUGCUGCUGCUGGUACCGUGGGGCCCCGAUCUCAACGUGGCAGCGCACCGCUGCUAUGUUACUACUCAACAGCUAGCCAAUUAAGUGCCACCAACUCAGGUAGGUUGCAUACAUCACGAGGAGCAGCAGAGUGCUGCCACGUCGCCCGCAAGAACUGCUGCAGCAACGCGUCUUCGCUGGGGCAGCAGCAACAGCAACAGCAGAUGGCGAGGGAAAACGGGAACGUAGCAGCAGCUGCAACAGCAGCUGCUGCUGCAGCUGGGCCCAACAACUCCUUUGGCAACGGGAUGGAUAAUUGCAUGCAGAGCGAAGGCGGCUCUUUCUUGUCAGCACACCCACAGUCACCCAUGAGGUGUAGAGGACAGCAGCAGCGGCAGCAACAGCAACAGCAGCAGCAGCAGCAGGCGGCAUGUUCUGUAACAGCAGCUCAAGCUUCCCACGCAGGGGGAGUCAGCGUGAGUCCGUCGACCGGCGGCAGCUGCAGCAGCUGCAACAAUUGCAGCAGCACGCGCUGGGGCAAUCAGGGGGCAUUGCAAAUGGAUGUCUCGUUGCUGCCGUCUUUGUUGCGGCCUCAAGCUGCUGUUGAUGCAUGCAAAGCAUCAGCAGAUUCCGCUGCGCUUGGGGGGCCACCCUCUAGGUUGCUGCGUGCGGCUGCUGCAAGAGGUAGGGAACCGGGGCCCUUGGCCCUCGCGUUGCCGUCUAACAGCGGCGAUAGCAGCACGGCGCGGAGUAGCAGCAACAGCAGCGGUAAUUGCAGCAGCAGCAGCAGCAGCAGCGGCAGCAGGAGCACCAACAGCAUCAGCGAUGGAGGCCAAAGCACAGCAACACAAGGAACAGAAGGGGAAGCUGCAGAGACAGAGGAGGAGGAGCAGAAGCAGGAACAGAGGGCAACUACAGCAGCAGCAGCUGCUGCUGCUGCUGCACCAGCAGCUGCUGCUGCUGCUGCACCAGCAGCACCAGCAACAGCAGCACAAGCAGCAGCUACUGCUGCUACGGUUGCUGCUGCUGCAUUGUCCCGUGCGCGGUCGCACCCAGCAGAACCGCCGCAGCUGUCGGGGCUGCUGGCAGGUGCUCCUGUGUCUCCUGGAGACAGCAGGUGUCUGUCUCCUCCUGCGGUCCCGUUUAUUCGUUUAUCUUCUGCCGAUAUUGCUGCUGCAGCAGAGGGACAGAAGAGUGCUCCUGCGGCUGAUGAUGGAGGGCAGACAACAAGGGAGGGAAUGGGACUGCCUCCUUUGUCUUGGGGGGCAGAUGAGGGCCCAUUUGUCCCUUCUUCAACAGAGACACUCCCGCGGUGCCUCCUUUCUACUUUGCCUGCGGGGUCGGGAGACAGUAGCGCCGCUGCAGCACAUGGAUUCGCAAAGCCUACGAGUCUCCUUUUUGCAUCAGGAGACCCAAGGAGAUACAACGGUCCCCUUAUGCAGAGUGCAGUUGUCUCCGUUGAAGCUGUCCCCUUGGGGAUAGCAGAUCCGUCGGGGGAAAGGGUGGCGAAGAGUCCCCCUGGGAAGAGGGGGAAGGACGAAGCAGACCUGCAGCAGCAGCAGCAAGAUGAUCAAGAACAACAGGAACAAGAAGCUGCUGCGCUGCUGCGGCUGCUGCCGGUAACGAUGCGGUCAUUGGCGUCAGACAACUCAUCCAAGCAGCAGCAGGGCCGGUGCCCUCGCUCUUGCCCCAAUCUGCUGAGACCAGAAGCAGCAGCAACAGCAGCAGCGGCAGCAGCCGCAGACAAGUUAAUGCUGGGCAGUCUUAGUCGUGGUGUUGUGUCUUGGGUACCGAAGACACAACGCAAGAGGAGAAAGGGUCUCUUUCCCCUUGGCUGUUGCCAGCCGCCUCCUCGUUUUGCUGUCCCUUGUCCCUCUGUUAGUCUAGGGUCUCUGCAGCAGAGCCAGGUCCUCUUCUCCGAGGAGCCGCUACACUGCGCAGCUCCUGCUUGUCCCCCCUCUGGUGUCGCCUCCCCCUCUGCAUGCAUAAGGAGAUGGAGCAGAGGGCCCUGGGGGCCCUCUAUCUCCCGCAGCAGUUGCGCGCUGCAGCAAACUCAGCAACAGCGGCAGAAGGAAGGGAAUGCAAGAAGGGCGACCGAGGUGACAGUACGAUCGGAGAAAGGAGACAAAAGACGCGAUCAGGAGACAACAAGCAGAAGCACCACCGUCCUAAGGCAGGAGCCCCCCCUUGGCAGGUGCUCUCCCGCUUGGGGCCUUAAAGGUGUUGGGUUGAUGCCCGGAGCCAGUCACCGGCGAGCAGCAGCAGAUACUGCUGCAGCCGCAGCAGAAACUAGCGCAGCCGCAGCAGAAACGCCGAAGUCUAGUAUUGUUGCAGAGCCAGCGGGGGAGGAGAGACAGCAAGACGACUCCGAAGUGUGGGGACCUUUGCCUGCAGCAAACAGGCGAAGUGUCCCCUUUGGAGACACCUUGGAGCAGCUGUUGUCUAAGCUUGUGGGGCCGCCAGCUAGUACUAGGCCUGUGGAGACGGUCGAGGCCCUCCUUAAGGACCUGAUGGUGUCUUUUCAAGAAGGGGCAGCAGCAACAAGGGAAACUGCAGGCCUUAUACCUCCCGUCGCAGCUAAGCAGCAGACAGACGACAUGCCGUGUGCAGAUGCGGAUAGGCGAGAGGGGGGGGGGCCGAGGCCCCCACGAGAGGACGGCACCCAAGACGAGAACGAGAGGCCCCCCGUAUAUGGCAGGAGCACCGAGCAUUGUUUACCUGGAGACCUAGCAGAUAUCCUGAAAACGGAAAGAGAGGCACAAAAGACUCUUUUGCUUGAGCACCAGCAGCUGUGGGAAGAUGUUGCCACAAAGGCGGCUAGGCUACAAGCAGCAGGCGAUUGCACUGGUGCUGUAGGAGUGCAAGCAGCAGCUAUUGAACGUCUGUGCCACUGCGCGCUGCAGCGGGCAGUAAGUGCUCGGCGAGCUUUUGGGGCCUUGCAAGUGGAGGACGAGAGGAGAGUGCAGCUUCUGCAGCAGUACGAAGCAGAGGCAACGCGGCUUCUGUACAUGCAACAAGGGAAGACAGAAGAGCGGCUGCAUAAAGAGAGCCAGUCGCAGCAGGAACCAUCUGUGCAUGCGCCCCCCAUGGGCUCGAUGCAGGGGGGGCAGCAAGCAGCAGAGCCGGCCACAUCAGAUUCCUCUUCAGACUCUUGCACGGGUAGUCACGCGCUGCUCCGCAACACUUCUGUGUCGCCGGAGCUGUUGUUGCACAGCGGCCCGGACAGCGUGAGUCAGCGCGUGUCUUCCCUACGCCGCGCGGCCGAAGCCUCUCGAGACGUAACAGCAGCAACAGCAACAGCAACAGUAGCACUAACAACAGCCAACAGCAUCGGCAGCAAUGCUACGGGACUUGCGGCAGCUACACGCAAAGGGGAAGCCCUGUUGAGCUCGCAGGACGCCGCGUCGCGUGCGGAGGAGAGGAGUCCGCUCGAGCCAACUGAAGACGCGCUGUUACACUUUGAGCACAACCAGCAGUUGGUUGCGGCCUUUCUGAACGAUUUCGCGGCCUGGGAAUUCAAUUGUUCAGCCGAAAACGACGCUGAAUUGGCCUUCUUAAAGCAGCUGCAAACCGAGUACGCAGCAGCAGCAGCGGCCGCAGGUGGCACUGAACAACUUCCCCUCAGUACUUUCCUGCUGCAGAAGAGAGAAGAAGCCCUCAAGAGUUUACCGCCCGAGAUGGCAUCAGCUGAGCAGGUCAAGGCAGUGCUGCAACCUGUCGCGCAGCAAGUUGCUGCACGUUUGCCGCCCAUUGAGGCUUUGCUUCAAAAUCAGGUAAAGACUUCUGUGGACAUGCUGAUGGGGAACCCUACAGGCCACCAGCGCUUGUUGAAACUUUGCAGAUCCGAUCAGCUUGCAAACAAGUUGGAAGCCAAGCAAAUGCGCCACUCCAGCAGCAGCCCAAAGGACUCUUCUGGGGCCACACCUGAAAAGGGCCUACAUGGCACAGCAGCGCAUGAUGAUGGGUGUCUCGAAGGACACAUGGCCGCCGAGCAGCUCGAAGAAGUAGAAGCUCUGGUGAAGGCCGAGCUGAAGCAGCUCACAGAUGCAUGCGCCAAGUCGCUUCAGGAGGCAACACGGCUGCUCCAGGACGUGAUGCAAGUCGAAGUGAAACGUCUCCCCAAGACUCCGUGA
Molecule: messenger RNA, 6891 nt
Organism: Eimeria maxima
Lineage: Eukaryota; Apicomplexa; Conoidasida; Eucoccidiorida; Eimeriidae
Exons: 5
Coding region: 1-6891 (2296 amino acids)
Source: RefSeq, a predicted model, not a curated record